Budorcas taxicolor (takin) is the source of this 2005-nucleotide messenger RNA. RefSeq names its product ER membrane protein complex subunit 10 (gene EMC10). Bases 61 to 825 code for a protein of 254 amino acids. Lineage: Eukaryota; Metazoa; Chordata; Mammalia; Artiodactyla; Bovidae. The record is from RefSeq and is a predicted model, not a curated record. Gene Ontology annotation, cellular component: EMC complex. The transcript has 8 exons.
CCGGCGUGCUCCGCGGCGCCCGCCUGAUUCCAGCCUCUGGGCUGGAGGGAAGGGGCCGAGAUGUCCGUCCCCGGCGCCGGGGCGACUCGACUGCUCCUCCUCUUGCUGGUGGCGGCAGCAGCCCCCAGCCGGGCGCGGGGUAGUGGCUGCCGGUCCGGAGCCGCUGUGCGGGGAGUGGGGGUGGAAGGUCGAGAAGGUGAGGGCUGCGGCACCGUGGGGCUGCUACUGGAGCACUCAUUUGAGAUCGAUGACAGUGCCCACUUCCGGAAGCGGGGCUCGCUGCUCUGGAACCAGCAAGACGGCACCUUGUCUUUAUCGCAGCGGCAGCUCAACGAGGAGGAGCGGGGCCGGCUCCGGGACGUGGCAGCGCUGAACGGCCUGUACCGUGUCCGGGUCCCGCGGCGGCCUGGGGCCCCUGAUGGCCCAGAAGCCGGUGGCUACGUCUCCUCCUUUGUCUCUGCGUGCUCCCUGGUAGAGUCUCACCUCUCGGACCAGCUGACCCUGCACGUGGACGUGGCCGGCAAUGUGGUGGGCGUGUCGGUGGUGACGUACCCCGGGGGCUGCCGGGGCCACGAGGUGGAGGACGUGGACCUGGAGCUGUUCAACACCUCUGUGCAGCUGCAGCCGCCGGUCACAGCGCCCGGGCCUGAGACAGCGGCUUUCAUCGAGCGCCUGGAGAUGGAGCAGGCCCAGAAGGCCAAGAACCCCCAGGAGCAGAAGUCCUUCUUCGCUAAAUAUUGGCAUCUCAUCCUGGGGGGGGCCGUGUUGCUCACAGCCCUGCGUCCUGCCGCCCCCGGGCCCGCACCACCGCUGCACGAGGCCUGAUGGAUGUACAUCGUCCCAGUCGUCCUCUUCCUCAUGAUGUCGGGAGCACCGGACGCCGGGGGCCAGGGCGGGGGCGGCGGCGGCGGGGGCGGUGGAGGCAGCGGCCGAUGAGUGUGGGGCCUGGGUGCUGCCCCCCUCUUUCGCCCAGGGCACACCCUUUCUGCCCAGUGUGCCCACACCCUUGAUCAUCUUAGGAGGGACUCUCCGGACAGUCCAUCUCUGCGUCCCGUGGGGAUCAGAGAGCACCCCCUCCCCAGGAGUCCCUCCCCUCUUGUGCUUGGAGUUACUGUGGGGGUGGGGGUGGCGGGGUUCUGGGCCCUGCUGCACCCCACCUUCCCCCAUGGCCCUGCUGCAGCCCCUGCCGUAUCCCUCUGCCGCAGGUUAGAGCCCGCGCUCCCUGUCCCCUCAUCCCGCCCCCCAAGCCCUGUUGGGGGGGAACACGCCUCUUUCUCUCCAGCCUCCGUGCCUUUGUCUGGUCUGGUCACCCCGCCAGGCCAGGGGAGGCCCCUUACUUGUCUGACACUGGAUUGGGACACCAGCCUCCUGUCUGGUCUUGAGAGCACCCUGGGGCUCCCCAAAGCCCAGAGCUGGCACAGAGCAGGGGUGGGCCGGCCUGGGGCGCCCCCUUUUCACAUCUGCACAGACCUGCUCCCCCUACUCUGGCCUGUAUCUGCCCACGGCUCUAGUGGAAGUUGGGAAUUCCUGCUGUUAGGACGCCAGGCCCUCCAGAGGCUCUGGGGCUUGAACCAGUGAUGUUGGAAGUCGAACCAGUGAUGUUGGAAGUCAAACCAGAGCAAGCUACCCAGCAGCGGAGUCAGGGGCCAGUUGAUGUAUAGAAUCCCUUUCCCGGCUGGUCGUUGCCCUGGGACUUUGCUGGGUCCUUGCCAUUUAUCUCCCUUCCUCCUCCUGUCUGUUUAAAAACAUCGACAACAUAAAUGAAAUAGGUAAACGUUUGGGAAAGUUGCAGCUUGCAACUUCCCCGGCAAACGCAGCUGUAAACUAGGCUAAGAGACUGUCAGGAUGUACAGGCGCUACUGAAUUCUGCCGGUGGCGGUGGGUGGCUGGGAAUGUGAUUCGGAAACGCCAAAAAAGAAAAUAUGGCCACCGUUGUCAUGGUAAUGGCAGCGCCAUCAGGCUCCACGGUGUGUGUGUAGCAGUUUAUUAAAGCGUCCCCUAAAUA